This is a messenger RNA of Cladophialophora psammophila CBS 110553, 897 nucleotides long. RefSeq lists its product as uncharacterized. The record is from RefSeq and is a predicted model, not a curated record. Gene Ontology annotation, biological process: fructose 2,6-bisphosphate metabolic process; negative regulation of programmed cell death; fructose 1,6-bisphosphate metabolic process. Bases 1 to 897 code for a protein of 298 amino acids. Gene Ontology annotation, cellular component: cytosol. NCBI's taxonomy places the organism in Eukaryota, Fungi, Ascomycota, Eurotiomycetes, Chaetothyriales, Herpotrichiellaceae. The transcript has a single exon. Gene Ontology annotation, molecular function: fructose-2,6-bisphosphate 2-phosphatase activity.
AUGCAUCUCUUUUUCAUUCGACAUGGAGAGACGGAGCAUAACGUUGCCGGUCUUCUGGCGGGUGUCUCUGACUCAAGGCUGACAAACCAUGGUGUGCUGCAAACCCAACGACUGGGUCGGUACCUCACGACUCACCGCAACUUGAGAUUCACGCAAAUCUAUGCCUCGGAUCUCCAACGAGCAUUCAUGACCGCCGAAGCGCUUCAGAGAAACCUACUUACAAGACUCUCUGGCGAAGAAGUGCCCGGGGUCGUGAAACUGGAGCUGCUUCGAGAGCAGGACUUUGGCUCCCUCGAGCUCGUGCCCUGGACGUCGAGAAGCGCGCAGCACACCCUCAACCCUAGAGUACCCAACUCAGAAGACACGUCUUUUCGCCCUCAAGAAACCACAGAGGCUAUGGUGAAAAGGGCAGAUUUAUUCUUGAACGAUUUUAUCCUCCCGCUGUUUGCCAGUGCAGAGGAUGCCCGGGACACCGUGCAAGAAUGCGUUGCUGUCGUUUCCCAUGGUCUCUUUCUGUCUGUGUUAUGGCAAACGCUGCUGGGCAAAUUUAGCACCAGGAAUGUCGCUCUAGGUCCGAAUAUUGAAGGUUGGGGCAACAACCGCCCCUUGGAAUACCUGCCACCCUGGACCAACACUGGGUUUUUAGAGGUCACAAUUCAGAAACGCACAGCAGAAGUUGUUACACAACCCUGGAACGACCGGUCUUUGAUACUGACGGAGAUUGAACAGUCCGCUUUCAGCGGGUAUUCGAUGACCGUCCAUGGAAUUAACAGCAAAGACCACUUGCUUGAUCUUAAGCGCACCAGGGGUGGAUUGGGAUCAGCUCCAUAUGACGCGAAGCAACAGAGCCUGGAUGGAUUCUUCAAGCGAUCAGAGUCAAACAGCUCCAGUACAUGA